Lathyrus sativus (Indian pea) is the source of this 2931-nucleotide messenger RNA. NCBI's taxonomy places the organism in Eukaryota, Viridiplantae, Streptophyta, Magnoliopsida, Fabales, Fabaceae. The record is from the annotation of a GenBank genome assembly.
AUGAAAAGCAUCACAUGUUAUUUGCUAGUAUUCUUCUGCGUGUUAUUUACACCUUGUUUUUCAAUAACCGAUCUCGAUGCGUUGCUAAAGCUUAAAGAAUCAAUGAAAGGAGGGAAAUCAAAACACGGCGAUUUACUUGGAGACUGGAAGUUUUCCAGUUCUGGUUCAGCUCACUGCUCAUUUUCCGGUGUAACAUGCAAUCAAGAUAAACGAGUGAUAGUUCUGAACGUGACACAAGUUCCACUCUUCGGAAGAAUUUCUAAGGAGAUUGGAGUGUUGGAUAAGCUUGAGAGACUCAUCAUCACCAUGGAUAAUCUCACAGGUGAGCUUCCGUUUGAGAUAUCCAAUCUUACCUCUCUUAAAACCCUUAACAUCUCUCACAACACCUUCUCUGGUAACUUCCCCGGCAACAUCACUCUCCCUAUGACGAAACUGGAGGUUCUAGAUGCUUAUGACAAUAGCUUCACUGGUCAUCUUCCUGAGGAAAUCGUUAGCCUCAAGGAACUCAAGUUCUUAUGUCUUGCCGGAAACUAUUUCACCGGUACGAUACCGGAGACUUACUCGGAGUUUCAGAAGUUGGAGAUUUUAAGCAUAAAUGCAAACAGUUUAUCGGGGAAGAUUCCUAAGAGCUUGUCCAAAUUAAAGACGCUGAAGGAACUCCGUCUAGGUUAUAACAACGCUUACGAAGGCGGAGUUCCACCGGAGUUUGGUUCCUUGAAAUCUCUCCGAUACCUUGAAGUGUCUAACUGUAACCUCACCGGAGAAAUUCCACCGAGUUUGGGAAAUUUAGAAAACCUAGACAGCUUGUUCUUGCAAAUGAACAACCUCACCGGAACAAUUCCACCGGAACUCUCUUCCAUGAAGAGUCUCAUGUCGUUGGAUCUCUCCAUCAACGAACUCUCCGGAGAGAUUCCCGAGAGCUUCUCAAAUCUCAAAAACCUUACUCUCUUGAAUUUCUUCAAGAACAAGCUUCGCGGUUCUAUUCCGGCAUUUAUCGGUGAUCUUCCUAACCUAGAAACGCUUCAGGUUUGGGAAAACAAUUUCUCUUUUGUAUUGCCACAAAAUCUCGGUUCAAACGGAAAGUUCAUUUUCUUUGACGUUACGAAGAAUCACCUCACCGGAUUGAUUCCACCGGAUUUGUGCAAAUCGAAGAAGUUACAAACCUUUAUCGUUACCGAUAACUUCUUCCACGGUCCAAUUCCUAAAGGAAUCGGCGCGUGUAAGUCACUUCUCAAAAUCAGAGUUGCCAAUAACUACUUAGACGGGCCGGUCCCACAGGGGAUUUUUCAAUUGCCUUCUGUAACGAUAAUAGAGCUUGAAAAUAACCGUUUUAACGGCCAACUACCUUCCGAAGUUUCCGGCGUUAAUCUCGGGAUUCUCACUAUCUCUAACAACUUAUUCACCGGGAGGAUUCCCGCUUCGAUGAAGAAUCUCCGAUCACUUCAGACUCUGUUGCUUGACGCUAAUCAGUUCGUCGGAGAAAUUCCGGAGGAAGUCUUUGACCUACCAGUGUUAACCAACUUCAACAUAAGUGGUAACAACCUCACCGGUGUAAUCCCAACGACGGUUUCUCAGUGUAAAUCGUUGACAGCCGUUGACUUCAGCCGGAACAUGAUUACCGGCGAGGUUCCAAAGGGAAUGAAGAAUCUGAAGGUUCUCAGCAUUUUCAACCUUUCACAUAACAACAUAUCGGGACUAAUCCCCGACGAGAUUCGAUUCAUAACAAGUCUCACCACGCUGGAUCUUUCCUAUAACAAUUUCACCGGCAUAGUCCCCACCGGCGGUCAGUUUUUGGUUUUCAACGACAGGUCGUUUUUCGGAAACCCUAACCUCUGUUUCCCACACCAAUCCUCGUGCUCUUCCUAUAUCUUUCCCUCGAGAAAAAAUCACACGAAGGUGAAGGCCAUCAUUACCGCGAUUGCUCUCACCACAGCGGUGCUACUGGUAAUCGCGACGAUGCACAUGAUGAGGAAGAGAAAGCUUCAUAUAGCGAAAGCAUGGAAGUUAACAGCAUUUCAGAGACUAGACUUCAAAGCAGAGGAAGUUGUGGAGUGUUUGAAAGAAGAGAACAUAAUAGGAAAAGGAGGAGCCGGGAUCGUGUACAGAGGGUCCAUGCCAAACGGAACAGACGUUGCGAUAAAGCGUUUAGUUGGACAAGGAAGUGGGAGAAACGAUUACGGUUUCAAAGCAGAGAUAGAAACAUUGGGUAGAAUCAGACACAGAAACAUAAUGAGGCUAUUGGGUUACGUUUCAAAUAAGGACACAAAUCUGUUGCUGUAUGAGUACAUGCCGAAUGGUAGUUUAGGGGAAUGGCUUCAUGGUGCAAAAGGCUGUCAUUUGAGUUGGGAAAUGAGGUAUAAAAUCGCAGUGGAAGCUGCUAAAGGACUUUGCUAUUUGCACCAUGAUUGUUCACCUCUUAUUAUUCAUAGGGAUGUUAAGUCCAAUAAUAUCUUGUUAGAUGCUGACUUUGAAGCCCAUGUUGCUGAUUUUGGACUUGCUAAGUUUUUAUAUGACCCAGGUGCUUCCCAGUCCAUGUCCUCUAUUGCUGGCUCCUACGGCUACAUUGCUCCAGAGUAUGCUUAUACGCUGAAAGUGGAUGAGAAAAGCGAUGUGUAUAGCUUUGGAGUGGUGCUAUUGGAGCUGAUCAUAGGAAGGAAACCAGUGGGUGAGUUUGGAGAUGGAGUGGACAUCGUUGGAUGGAUCAAUAAAACUGAAUUAGAGCUUUAUCAGCCGUCAGAUAAAGCAUUGGUGUCGGCGGUGGUGGACCCGCGGCUCACUGGAUACCCAAUGGCAAGUGUUAUCUACAUGUUCAACAUAGCUAUGAUGUGUGUUAAAGAAAUGGGACCCGCAAGGCCUACCAUGAGGGAAGUAGUUCAUAUGCUCACUAAUCCACCUCAGUCUACCACUCAUAACAACCUUAUUAAUCUCUAG